Messenger RNA from Emiliania huxleyi CCMP1516, 1974 nucleotides. RefSeq lists its product as hypothetical. The transcript has a single exon. Gene Ontology annotation, molecular function: mannosyltransferase activity. Bases 1 to 1974 code for a protein of 657 amino acids. Lineage: Eukaryota; Haptophyta; Isochrysidales; Noelaerhabdaceae. Gene Ontology annotation, biological process: mannosyl-inositol phosphorylceramide biosynthetic process. The record is from RefSeq and is a predicted model, not a curated record.
AUGACGACCCUCUUCCACGUCUUUGCGGUUGCCGCACCCGCCAAACGAGCGGCCGCGGAAGUGGGGCCGUGCGCGCUCGUGCAGACGCCGUUCACCCGCCCAGACUUUGGCGACAGCAAUUGCGCCGAAUACUUGAACUUGCCGCUCUCGUCGCCACCCAACUGCUCUGAGGGGUCCACGAGAGUGCCCCGUAUCUACCAUGCAGUUGGCGGCAGCGCGGAGCGCCCAUCCAACGUGGCCAUGAAUGCUGCCGUUCACCUCGAUGGCUUUGUGGUGAACUAUCACGACGACGAGUCGGCGUUCGAGUACGUGACCAAGCACUGCGGGCGAGAGGCCGGGCAGGCGUACCGCUGCCUGCUCGCCCCCGCGUUUCGCGCCGAUCUCUUCCGCUUCUGCGCCCUGUCCGCCGAAGGCGGCGUCUACCUGGAUACCGAUCUCGUGCUGCUCAAGCCGAUUGCCAGCGUAGUCGACAUGUGUGACGCGGGCGCGACCAUCGGCCGUGACAUUUCGGGGGCCGACGAACGGAAGCAGAUGAUCCUCGCGAGCGUGCCGUCGCACCCGCUCCCCCGCUGCAUGCUCGACUCGAUCCUCCGCAACGUCCGACAGCGAUUCGUCCCUCCCAAGGGCAGGCCGCUUAUGCUCACCGGCCCCGAGCUGCUGGACUGGUGCUACAACCAGACGGCUGGCAACGACGUUGCGAUCACGUAUCGGGACUCGGUCCGCGCGACCUACCCGCACUCUGGAAUGGUCGGCGUCGGUGGGCUCGUUGCCUUCGAGCAGCCAAACGACAUGGACUACAUCUAUACAGACGAGUGCACUCUCUCCGUGCCACCGAGCGACGCGGCGGCGACGCCCCCCCAAAUGGCCAAAACGGCCUCCACUCAGGGGGGUCGGCACAUUACCACGGGCAUCUCGCCCAGCAUCUCGCACUCGGAGCAACAGAGCUGGUGCAUGCUGAACGGCCUCGGUCCCAACUGCACUACGACGCCGCAACUGGUGAAGCUCGUCAAGCAGGCCCAGUCCCCUAUGCCACCGAUCAGCGGCUGGAUGAAAAACGACCCAGCGGUGCCUCUUCCGCGCUUGCAGCUGCUGCGCCCGCCCGCGCAACCCAACGAGGAGAUCAACAUCUGCUACGUCCACGUGAACAAGGCCGGCGGCCUGUCGGGAAUCAAAGCGUUCCGUAAGUUUCAAGAUGCUGGGAUGAUCAACCAGCUCGUCGAGCUGCACGGCCUCGAGCCAGGCGAAAGCUCCCCCCGGACGGGGAAGAAGGGAUCGACGAAUUGGUUUAGUCAGUGGAGUGCGCCGAUGAGCCCCAACGCGUGCACCAUCGGUGGCUUUCAAGAGGGUGUUCAUCCAGGGAUCACGAUGGCCUUCAAGGUGGUCCUCUGGGUGCGAGACCCGAUCACGCGGGUGAUCUCCUCGUGGAACUUCUUGCGAACCAAACCGAGGGCUGAUGCAUGGGGUGACCAGAUGCAGGCGGAGGCGAGAGAAUGGGAUUACAUGAGAAACUACAUGCAACACACGCUCAAAAUGAACAUGUCUACCAGCUUUCAUGGCAGCGGGUUUGCCGAAGCGGUUGCGGCCGCUCACGCGGCUGGCGGUUUGGCCGAGCUGAUCAUGAACCUCGGCCACGCUCGCGCCACGCUUGCACGCUACCUCUUUGAAGGGGACGGCUCAAUGGCUUCCGCAAGUCGCAUUGCGUUCGUAGGACGUGUGGAGGCGUUUGGCGAGGACUGGGCUCGAUUGGUCGACCUUCUUGGACUCACGAAACAGUACCAGGGAAGGCCGUCGUUGAAGCCGCCUCAAACUCACAGUACUGCGCGUGGCGGCUCACUGCUCAGCGGCACAAGUGUGCUGGCGCUGCGCAAGGCGCUGUCGCUGUCGUACGCCAGCAUCUGGUGGCUCCAAUCAAAUGGGCUGCUGCCGGUCGGCUACUAUGAGACCAUCACGUCCCGUGAGGACUACGAAGACUGA